Messenger RNA from Closterium sp. Naga37s-1, 396 nucleotides. The record is from the annotation of a GenBank genome assembly. NCBI's taxonomy places the organism in Eukaryota, Viridiplantae, Streptophyta, Zygnematophyceae, Desmidiales, Closteriaceae.
AUGUCGGAGUCCGUCACUCUAGCUACGGCGUCACUGCUCGCCGUACAUGGCGGCAACAGACCACUGCUCUCAUGCCUAAGCUCGUCCAGGCGAUGGCUUCAGAGAGCGAGAACGGCGGGAUCGCCGAUGACGGCGAGAUCGCCGGGAACGGCAGGAAGAACCGCUGUCGCGGCUCCAGCACGGCACCGUACGCAGAUCGUGGUGGCUGCGCUACGGCCACGGUCGACAGGGCCGCUUUUCGCGCUGCCGGCGGUUGCAGGCGAUCUAGCGCUCGCGAGCCGCGACGCGCUGGUGCAUGCAGAUGACUGCAGCAGCGCGGGGCCGGAAGUGACGAAAGAGCGGCUCGAGUCAUGGCUGCAGCGAUCGGCCGCGGAGGUGAGGCGAGGAACGAGUUGA